AUGGCACUCGUUAAUGACCAACCCAAUGAGCCUACUUACAUCUCUAAACAAAAUUCUUCUGAAGAUCUCUCAUCCCCUGAUAACUACGGAUUAGAUCACACCGAGGCAGCUUAUGCAGGCGGCGGCGAAGGAGGAGGCUCGGCCUCAAGUAGCAGCACCAUGAAUUCUGAUCAUCAACAGACUCAAGGGUUCGUGUUUUACCCUUCCGGUGAAACCAUUAAUGAAGAUCAUAAUUCUUUGAUGGAUUUCAACAAUUCGUCAUUCCUAAGCUUUGAUCAUCACCGGAGCUUUAUCCCUCCGGCAUUGGUCUUGGACGGGAACAUGAGCUACGGCUACACAGGUUGGAGUCAUAAUCAGUUCGAUAGUCUUAGCCCUAGAGUCAUCAAAAAUCCGAAUUGCUUUGAAACUACGAGUAGUUUCGGAUUAAGUAAACAAGUGACAAACCAAGGAAAUGGAGACUGGCUAUAUUCUGAUUCAACCAUUGUAAACACCGGCUCAAGGAACGAGUCCACGUCUCCUAAACCGGCUGGAAAUAAACGUCCUUAUAAGGGAGAGAACACUCAACCUUCCAAGAAGUCAAAUAUUGGUGCGAACGGGAAGGCCAAAUCUAAGGCAACAAUUUCACCUAAAGAUCCACAAAGCCUAGCAGCCAAGAACCGAAGAGAAAGGAUAAGCGAACGCCUCAAAGUAUUGCAAGAACUUGUACCCAAUGGCACCAAGGUUGAUUUGGUGACUAUGCUUGAGAAAGCAAUUGGCUAUGUCAAAUUUCUUCAACUACAAGUUAAGGUACUUGCAGCGGAUGAGUUUUGGCCUGCACAAGGAAGAAAAGCUCCGGACAUUUCUCAAGUUAAAGAAGCCAUUGAUGCAAUCCUGUCAUCAUCACAACGAGAUAGGAACUCGAACUAA
Messenger RNA from Microthlaspi erraticum, 906 nucleotides. The record is from the annotation of a GenBank genome assembly. Lineage: Eukaryota; Viridiplantae; Streptophyta; Magnoliopsida; Brassicales; Brassicaceae.